Acanthopagrus latus (yellowfin seabream) is the source of this 2693-nucleotide messenger RNA. RefSeq names its product HMG box domain containing 4a (gene hmgxb4a). NCBI's taxonomy places the organism in Eukaryota, Metazoa, Chordata, Actinopteri, Spariformes, Sparidae. The record is from RefSeq and is a predicted model, not a curated record. The coding region runs from base 235 to 2031 and encodes 598 amino acids. The transcript is spliced from 13 exons.
CUCCUGGUCUUCGUGAACUACACAUGCUACCACCCACAUGGGAGGAAGACAUGAGCAGAGUUGAAUGCAUGUAGACCACAGUGUUAUGUGCAUUUGAGGCGACCGCGGCCUGGCUGUGGGUGAAAGCCUCGGCCUUUCCUCGCCCGGCUUCACCGGCGAGCUGAGGGUCAGUAUCCUGCCUAAUGUUGUCAGUGACAGACUGUGACAGCUAUACGUGUUGACAAAGGAGGGGCCAUGGCUUUUGAGGAGAUCAAGAGUAAAGGAGGAAUGGAUAUGGGGAUGGAAGGAGACAGGGGCCUUGUGGCUGGUCGCAGCCAGAGAGAGAAGAGGAGGUCAUACAAGGACCUGUUAAGGGAGGAAGAAGAGAUCGCUGCUCAGGUCCGAAAGUCUUCCAAGAAACGGCCUAAGGAUUCAGAGCUUUUUAUGCUUGGAGGGGAGUCACACAAGAAGAAGAAGAAACAUAGUGAUGACUACUAUUACAGAGACCACGAUGGUUCAGGUCCACCUCCCCACAAGAAAAAGCACAAGUCUGCAGACCGCUCCCCUACUCUCUCCUCCCCGUCCUCCUCCCACCCGACAGAUACAGCGAUGGGUCUCCUGCAGGCUAUCACCUCUCCUCUGGCCACAGGUUCAGACCCCAGUCCCCACUUGCACAAGAAGCCCUCGUACCCCUCCUUCUCAUCGCACUCUUCCAAGGACCGCAAACGAGAGAACAGCAGCGGUGGUGGAAGCAAAGGGAGCCAAUCCUUCUCUCACUCCCGCCCCAUGUCCUCAUCGUCAUCCUCCUCCAAGAAGCACUCCUCGUCCUCCUCCAAGUCGUCCCUUUUCCACGGCGGAGCUCCCAAAGAGGAGCCCUUGACGUUGCGUGAGGCGGAUGGCCUGAAGAUGAAGCUCAUCAUGUCGCCAGAGAAAGAGGAGGGAGAGAGCUUCCCGUUCACGCCCCACUCUUCCAAAGGAAGUGUGAAGAAAGAGAAGGAUAGAGACAGGUUGCAGAUGUCAAAGAUGCCCAAGAAGAAACUGCAGCAGAGUCGAGAUCCGCUGCCUGUAGUGGGGAAGGAGGUGGAGGUGGAAGGCCAUUAUGGAGGUGGCAUGGGGGAUGACAGCUCCUCGUCUGGGGGUGAACUUGAGGCUGGCGAGCUGGUUAUAGAUGAUUCGUACACACACCUGUCAAAAAAGAAGAAGAAGAGCAAAAAGAGCAAGAAGAAAAAAGACAAAGAGAAAGACAGAGACAAGGAGAAGAGUGGAAAGGACAAGAAGCACAGCAAAGGAUUUAGUGACUCAUCUAGAGGCCACAGCCACUCCCACCCCACUGUCACUCACAGCGCUGUUGGUCCAAUGUAUGCCAUGGGCACACCCGUCCCUCCACACCACCAUCAAGGCAGUGAUGGAGUGACAGAGAAGAAGAAGAAGAAAGAGGAGAAAGACAGAGAAAAGCAUGACAAGGGAAAAGACAAGCCCAAGAAGAAGAACACAUCAGCGUACCAGGUGUUUUGUAAGGAGUACAGAGUCAACAUAAAUGCUGAACAGCCCGGACUAGUGUUUGGUGAGCUAAGCAAGAAGUUGGCAGAGGUGUGGAAGGCGAUGCCCGAGAAAGACAAAUUAGUUUGGAGGCAGAAAGCUCAGUAUCUGCAGCACAAACAGAACAAAGCUGAGGCCACCACAGUCAAACACAAGAGCGCCAGUGAGACCAAAAGCAAAGUUGUAGGAACAGCAACAGGGAUGGUGUCACCAAACAGAGCGCCCAGCACAGUGUCCCUAUCCCCGGCUCGAGUACCAGAUGUGGAUCCCAUUGAUGCAGCAGCUCACCUGCAGCUCCUGGGAGAGUCCCUGUCUCUGAUUGGGCAUCGGCUACAGGAAACAGAGGGGAUGGUGGCAGUGUCCGGGAGUCUGUCUGUCCUUCUGGACUCCAUCUUAUGUGCGCUGGGACCACUGACCUGUCUCACAGCACAGAUACCACAGUUAAACGGAUGCCCUCGAAACGUCCUGUCGAAUACAUUGGACAACAUUGCCUACAUCAUGCCUGGGCUGUGAGUGAAGACGGAGUGAUUUGCAAGUCAACAUGUUUGGCAGGAGUGACCCUUGGACUUUAAUUUAAGCCACUGCUUGGCAUCUGAAAACCAGAUAUUUCUAGCGUCAACUUGUUUUUAAAGUAUUUUUUUAAAGACCUUGUUCUCUUAAUUUUCUAAUUGUUAUAUUUUUAAAGGAAACAUUUUACUGAACACGUUAAUCCUUUCUUGGCAUGUCAGCUUAGUUUUACUGUUACUGUGCAGUGUGCAGUUGUAUGAUUGAGUGUAUGCUUGUAUGUACAAUAUUGAAUGUAUGUGUUUAUUUAGCUGUGAAGUGGGACUGACUGUUGGUGUAAGAGAUGGAUGACUGUUCUUUUUUUUUAAAAAGGAAAUGUACAGGAACAUUUAAGUCGUUGACUUUUGGUCGUCAUCAUCAACAUAAUGUAAUAUAUUUGGCACCUGCUAAGUUUUUCUUUUACCAUGUAACAAGUGCUGCCAUGCCUUACUGUUUUUUACAUUUGAUAUUUUGCUGUGCAUACAGUGUUUAGAUUUUGACUGUACUGUAGAAUUUCAAAAGUGAUCAAAAACACCUUUAGGUGCUACCUUGUUGUAAUCAGGAGCUGUUUAAACGAAUCAGUGUCGGACAUUUAACGAAAUGGCAGCAUUAAAUUAUGACCUGUUCCCUAA